GUUCAACCAUUUGAACAAAUGUCAAAGGACGCACCACCACCAACAGAGCCGCAACAUGACCCAACAGCACUCUUGACGCAAGCCAACAAGGCUCUCGAUGACUGCCACCCUGACCUUGCUCGGAAGUUUCUCCUCCGUGCCUUGGAACUCCAACCCAACAAUGUGGACAUACUCGAGAGUCUCGGGGUGGCAGAAAUGGAGGACAUGACAGCAGCAGGCGAAGAAGGGGAAGAGGACCGUGUGGGGGAAUGCGCAAGGCGUGCCAGAGAAUACUUCUUGCGCGCUGCUGAGCUCAGUCCUGGUCAAGGGUAUGCAAAAUAUCUCUAUUUGGGGCAGUUGAGUGAAGGGAAGGAAUCGUUAGAGUUUUACGAGAAUGGAGUGGAGGCUUUGGAAAAGGCACUUGCUGAAGUAGCUGGAAACAAAGAGGAGGAAGCGAUUAUACGAAGGAGGCUUUCAGAAGCACUAUGUUCGAUGGCAGAGAUCUACAUGACAGAUUGCUGCGACGAACCAGAAGCCGAAGCAUCCUGCGAAACAUUCUCCUCCAAAGCCAUCUCCUAUGAUCCCACCAAUCCCGAAGCCCAUCAAACCCUCGCUUCCGUUCGAAUGUCCCAAUGCCGUCCCGACGAUGCCCGCAAAGCAAUAGAAACUAGUAUGGAUAUAUGGAUCAACAGUGCCGCCCCUGGUGACAAAGACUGGCCUGUCUAUCCCGCUCGGAUCGCCUUGGUCAAGGUAUUAUUGGAAUUGUCGCUACAUGAGCGUGCCUUGACAGUACUACAGACGAUUCAAAACGAAAAUGACGAGGAUCCUGAAGGGUGGUAUUUGUAUGGUUGGUGUUACUAUCGAAUGGGGGGUGGUGGAGAAGAGGAUGAAAAGGUCGUUGAUCUUGCUGAGAAGGCAGAGUGCUGGGACAGUGCGAGGGAAUGCUUUGAAACUGUUCUUCAGCUCCAUGAACGAUAUGGCGGCGCGGAAGAAGAGAUGGUGGAGCAUACUUCACAGUUGUUGGAGCAAAUAUUACAAUUUUUGGCAGUACAUGGCGUGGACAAUGCAAAUUCAAUGCAAGUUGAAGACGAAGGCGACGAAGCAAUGGAACUGUAACUUAGGGCUGUUAUGCCAAUUCAUUCUCACGGGCACACACAGCAUAUGCGCUUAUUAGAUGCAUUUAAUAUAUGGACAUUUCACAUGCCGUGUUCAGAUCUA
Spizellomyces punctatus DAOM BR117 is the source of this 1197-nucleotide messenger RNA. RefSeq lists its product as uncharacterized. Bases 19 to 1095 code for a protein of 358 amino acids. The record is from RefSeq and is a predicted model, not a curated record. Lineage: Eukaryota; Fungi; Chytridiomycota; Chytridiomycetes; Spizellomycetales; Spizellomycetaceae. The transcript is spliced from 4 exons. Gene Ontology annotation, molecular function: protein binding.